This is a messenger RNA of Megalops cyprinoides (Indo-Pacific tarpon), 4656 nucleotides long. RefSeq names its product coiled-coil and C2 domain containing 1B (gene cc2d1b). Bases 187 to 2838 code for a protein of 883 amino acids. Gene Ontology annotation, molecular function: DNA-binding transcription repressor activity, RNA polymerase II-specific; RNA polymerase II cis-regulatory region sequence-specific DNA binding. The transcript is spliced from 26 exons. The record is from RefSeq and is a predicted model, not a curated record. Gene Ontology annotation, cellular component: nucleus. Lineage: Eukaryota; Metazoa; Chordata; Actinopteri; Elopiformes; Megalopidae. Gene Ontology annotation, biological process: regulation of transcription by RNA polymerase II.
UUUCUCGCGAGUCACACCGUUAAUGUCAUUUGCGAAUCACAUGUUUUCGAGUAGGGCUGUGUUCACAUUGCCUUGGACACCGCGCAGGAUUUGCAUUGCCCCGACAAGGAAAUACAACUAGCUGGCCUGAUCAUUUUGGCACAGGCCUUUUUAUCUGGCUGUUGAGCCAGUCUGCUAUUGAGCGACAUGUUGGGCAGAAAAAACAAGAGGGCACCCAUGCCCAAAGGCCAAGGGGCCGCAGCGGCAAAACAGAUGGGGCUGUUCAUGGACUUCAACCCCGAGGAGAUGAUGGACAUGGAGGGGAAUUUUGACGACCCGGACCUGGAGGCAGAGUUUGCUGCUAUUGUGGGAACUAAAACGUCUGCAGGUGGCAGGUCAAAACCGAAAGGAAAGACCCCUCUACCAAUGGAAGAUAUAGAGAAAAUGGCAGCAGAAUGCAUGAAGGAGGACUAUAAUGAGGAGGAGGAUGAAGAUCUUGAAAAUGACGAAGACUUAUUGGCUGAGCUACAGGAAGUGGUGGGUGAGGAAGAAGCUGAGGAUGAGGGGAUAGAAUCGCCCUCCUGCCCCAUCUCCUCGGAGGUGUCCCCAGCAGAAACACCCGAAUCACCACAGAAGGAAGUGAAAGUCAGCUCCACCCCUGGCAGUCUGCAGCACACGCUGGAGGAAAGGAUAGGCAUGUACAAGGCCGCGAUCGCAAACGCCAAAGCGUCAGGGGAGUCGUCCAAAGCGAGGAGAUAUGAGAGAGGCCUGAAGACGCUUGAGACGAUGCUCGGCUCGGUGAAGAAAGGGCGGAAGAUUGACGAGGGGGAGAUCCCUCCGCCGGUGGCGUGCGGGGCCCCCAGUGCCCCUUCGGCUGCACCCGGACCCGCACCUGAGCCUGAGCCCCAGUCGGUACCUACAGAGGAGCCGGGGGAGACUCCCGGGCAGGUACAGGCCGCCUCCCCAGAGACCGGGCCUAGCAGCGAGGAGGUCUCCUCCACCUUAGCUACGCCUGACGUGAGCAGCCUUGCCUCACUAGAGGAGACCAGUGAAGAGAAGGUUGCAGAACCCCAAGCAGUCAGCGAGCAAAAGGCUACCAAAGCCAUGCUGGUAGGCCGGCAGAAGGAGUACAAGCUGGCGGCCAUGAAAGCAAAGCAGGAAGGAGACCUAGAGGGGGCCAAGCUCUUCCUGAAGACCAGCAAGAAAUUUGAUGCAGUUAUCGAAGCGCUGGAGAACGGACAGCCCAUUGACCUGAGCAACAUGCCCCCACCUCCCGGAGGUACGGAUCAGAAAUUGGCAGUGAAGGUCCAGGGGACCAUGCCCUCUCCCAGCCCAGCGAAGGAGGCCCCGCCCAGACAGCCCGCGGAAUCCACACCUCCUGCCUCCGUCGUACCAGCCGCCCCCCCUCAGCCCAAGGACGUCCUGGAGGCCCUGGAGCAAAGGCUGGCCAAGUACCAGGAAGCCUGCGCCCAGGCCAAAGCCAGCGGGGACGACCGCAAGGCCCGCAUGCAUGACCGCAUAGCCAAGCAAUAUCAGAGCGCCAUCCGUGCACACAAAGCAGGUCGAGCUGUCAACUAUGAGGAGCUACCUGUCCCGCCAGGGUUCCCUCCAAUCCCUGGUCACGCAGGGGCAGGAGCAGAGCAGGGCUUCGCCGCAGUGUUGGAGGCUGCCAACAAGCUGGCCUCCGACGAGGUGCAGGAGGCAGGAGAUGAGGAAGAGGAGGAGGCUGAAGAGCCCCCACAGAGAAAACCGCCAGUUGCACCAAAGCCCAAGAAACCCACCCUGGCUGUGCCGCCCACAGUACAGGAUCACAAGCCGACCCCCUCGCCCUCUCCGGAGAGGCAUGCCAAAAAGGAGGGCCUCUCUCCCACAGCCCAGCAGCAGGUGGACUUCCUGGAGGGCCGCAGGAAGCAGUACAUGAAGGCGGCCCUGCAGGCCAAACAGAGGAACGACAUGGAGCAGGCCAAGCAGUUCCUGCGCACCGCCAAGGGCUUCGAGCCCAUGAUCGAGGCCGCCAAGGGCGGGAAGCCGGUCGACAUCUCCAAGGUGCCGUCUCCUCCCGGGGACGAAGACGACGACUUUAUCCUUGUGCACCACAAAGACAUUCAGAUGUCUGAGAAGGCCGAGGAGGUUUACUCCCAGCUGGCCAAGCUGCUGAAGGAACAGUACGAGAAAUGCAUGACGUACUCCAAGCAGUUCACACACCUUGGAAACAUCAAAGAGACCACUAAGUUCGAGAAGAUGGCGGAGAGCUGCAAGAAGAACCUGGAGAUCCUGAAGCUGGCACAGGCGCAGGGGCUGGACCCCCCCAAGCACCGCUUCGAGGAGAGGACCUAUAGCACCGUCAGGAUCUUCCCAGAGCUCAGCAGCACAGAGAUGGUGGUGGUUAUAGUGAAAGGGAUGAACCUCCCUGCCCCACACGGUAUAGCCACAAAUGACCUGGAUGCCUUUGUCAGGUUUGAAUUCCCUUACCCCAGCUCGGAGCAACCGCAGAAGCAUAAAACUAAUGUCAUCAAGAACACCAACUGUCCAGAGUACAACCAGAGCUUUACACUGACCAUCAACCGUAACCACCGCGGCUUUCGGAGGGUCAUCCAGUCCAAAGGCCUGAAACUGGAGGUGCUGCAUAAAGGGGGGUUCCUCCGGAGUGACAAGCCCCUGGGAACAGCUCACCUGAAGCUGGAGAAACUGGAUACGGAGAGUGAAGUGCGGGAGAUUGUGGAGGUGAUCGACGGGCGGAAGGCCACCGGUGGGCGCCUGGAGGUGAGGGUGCGUCUCCGAGAGCCACUGAGUGGACAGGACCUCCAGACUACCACAGAGCGCUGGCUGGUCCUGGAUCAGCCUCAGGUUGUUCUGUAAAGGAUGCCUUAAGUACAGAACGUCUUACACGGUAGAGAGGAUGCAGAGGAGGAAGACUGAGAGGAUUAGUUGGCAUAUGCUGAGAGUGGGGCUGCUAGUUGUUGCUAGAAUGUGUGCCAUCACACAGGGUUUCCUUACUACUUCCUGUACAAAGAAACACAGAAAAGAGUUCCUGUUCGCAGCGCUGGGACACAGAUGGAAGAGGCAUUCCCAUGCCUGGGAAGAGCUUCAGAACUUGUCUCGAGCUGAGGUUUGGGAUCAGGUCUGAAAGGAGGCAAUGUAGGAUUCUAGGGGCCUCAUACAAAGGUCCCGUCUUUCUAGCCAUUUCAAGUUAGCCAUUACAUCCUACCAAGGGGUUUUAGUGAGCUGAAGUGAAUGUGAUACGCACCUAUGCACUAAUACCAAAGUUAUCACUGUUGCUGUAGUGCGGCGAUGUUAAAAAAAAAUGCCUGCGCAUUAAAGCUGACUUGAGCUGCCAAACCGGUAAUACACUCAGAGCUCUGUAGACUAUUAAUUAUGUUAGUAAUGCCGUAAUGCUAUGCAAGUUCAAUUUCUCUCUACACUAUUUCCUAGAUUUUGUAAUAGAAUGUUUGUUAGUGUAUCCUGUAAGUCCAUGUUUAAUCUGUAUAUUGUUGAUGUUACAUAAAUUUCACUGUUGUGUUCACUGGUGCUUCACCUCAACCAGACCAACCCACUGAUGAUUUGCAUGGAAUUGAUUUUCCGUCAGUGGAACCAUUUUGUACACUGUAGCCAAAACACAGCCACUAUGUAAUGAAAACUAUGUUCUACUGGGAUGUUACCUUUCAGAGAGACUAGGAUGAACAGCCUGGCUGAGAUUUCAUAUUGAAGCGUUUGAUAGGCUACCUAAAUUAUUGUGGCAUCAGGGAAAAUUCUUAAGUAGGAGUUCUUCUGUAUUCAGUUUUAUUAGCAUUCAUGAUAAAGGCCUAGAUGAUCGCAAGUAAUAUCCCUCCCCUUGUGGCUAUUUUGUGGUAGGGCAUCUACCAGUCCAUCUACCAAUAUGGACUAAAUAUCAAUACAUCUGUCGUACCCUUACUGUAAUCCAAAUUAUUGGAACAGGUCCUGAAUGAGCUGGAAAUAUCUAAAGGCACUUUUUAAAAAUAGAUUUGUGACUGUUUAAAGACACUGCAAAUAUUCUAAAUGAUUUAGUUAAAAUUGUUUAAUUUUAAGUACCAUAAACCCCAGCAUUACAGGGAAUGCUAUUGGUUAGCAAUAAAUACGCCAUUUCCAAUGGAAGUUUUAUUUCUGUAUAUUUCAGUACAUAACAGCCUGUGAGUUAAACCUAACUGCCAGUAUUGGAAUGUUUUAUUGCCUCUUGAUUUUAAGGUUUGUUGUACUUUAAAAGUUUAUUUCAUGUUCAUAUUUAGCACGUUACCAACAUCAAAGCCUUUGAUUUUUUUUUUUUUGUUUUUUUGUUAAAGUGCUGGCCUUAUGGUUGCGAGGGUCAGAGGCGAUCGUGUGCAGGGAUUGUCAGGCGGUUCAAUCCUCAGUUGGGUGAAGCACAUUGUGUUCUCCGUACUCACCCCUAUGUAAUAUACAGGUCCACCCCACUGUAAAUGUGUUGCUGCUGCAGAGCAGAUAGCAGCCGCAGCUGUGGGCCAUCGGAGGACGGCCAGCCCCCCAGCUGAUCCCCGUGUUUACAGCGUCUGAACGCAGACCGCUGCCUGAACGCAGACGGCCGUCUGACCGCAGACCGCACCCUGGCUCCCUGCUCGUCAGCUCCGCGUUCUUACUGCACAGGAACAAUGCUGCUGAACCCCUCCAACGGCCUUGACACUUUUGUCUGUCAAUAUACUGUAU